Habropoda laboriosa is the source of this 960-nucleotide messenger RNA. RefSeq names its product enoyl-CoA hydratase domain-containing protein 3, mitochondrial. The record is from RefSeq and is a predicted model, not a curated record. The transcript is spliced from 6 exons. Lineage: Eukaryota; Metazoa; Arthropoda; Insecta; Hymenoptera; Apidae. Gene Ontology annotation, molecular function: hydro-lyase activity. The coding region runs from base 79 to 960 and encodes 293 amino acids. Gene Ontology annotation, cellular component: mitochondrion.
UGUUCUGAGAAAGGUUCGUGGGUAACGAAAAAUUAAUACAAUUAGUUUACAAAACAGUUACUAUAAAAAUACAGGAAAAUGAUAAGGCUUGUGAAGAAAAACAUUUUAUCUUGUUCUCAGAUGGGAAAAUAUUUUACAAGGACAUUUUCUACUAGUAGGACAUUCUAUUUGGAGGAAAAAUAUCUAGAAAUAAAGGAAAAUAAUGGAGUAAGAACAUUGAUAUUAAAUCAUGCUCCUUCACGAAAUUCUUUAUCCUUGGAAAUGUUGAAGUCUCUAGUGGCCAGUAUAAAAAAAGAUGAAAAUGAUAAAAAUUUUCGUUCUAUAGUUCUUCGAUCUGGGCUAGAAAAAAUAUUUUCUGCUGGACAUAAUUUAAAAGAAUUGACUGCUAAUAAUGGGAAGUACCACAAGGAAAUCUUUGAAACUUGCUCAGAGUUAAUGCGAACAAUUACUCAAAGCCCUGUUCCUAUAAUUGCUGCUGUAGAUGGUACAGCAACUGCAGCAGGAUGUCAAUUAGUGACUGCAUGUGAUAUUGCUAUUUGUACUGAAAAGAGUUCAUUUUCUACACCAGGGGCCAAUCUUGGAAUAUUUUGUUCUACACCAGGUAUUCCCUUAGUUCGAAAUGUAUCCAAAAAAACAGCAAUGUAUAUGCUCUUUACAGGUUCUCCUAUUAAUGGUAAUGAAGCAUAUAAAGCAGGACUUGUAAGCAAAGUUGUGCCAAAUGAUAAACUUGAAGAGGAAAUUGAAAAAAUCACCACAGCUAUAAAUAUGAAAAGUCGUUCAGUUUUGCAUAUUGGAAAAACAUUUUUGUAUGAGCAACUGGAUCUUGAUACAGCAACUGCAUACUUCUUGGGAACAGAAAACAUGGUCAAUAAUUUAAAAAUGAAAGAUGCUCAGGAAGGAAUCAGAAGUUUCAUUGAGAAGAGAAAACCUGUUUGGACCCAUGAUUAUGAAAAAGAUUAA